This is a messenger RNA of Oldenlandia corymbosa var. corymbosa, 1355 nucleotides long. NCBI's taxonomy places the organism in Eukaryota, Viridiplantae, Streptophyta, Magnoliopsida, Gentianales, Rubiaceae. The record is from the annotation of a GenBank genome assembly.
AAACCAUGGAUUUUACUUCUUCGAAGUUGCUCCGUAUACACCCUUCCAUGUCGAUUCUUCGGUGAAUUCGUUUGGAUUUCAGCAUUCUGGUCUCGAAUGGAUUUCUGGGUUUCUUUCAAAUCCAUUUCAGAUGUUGGUUUCCAGUUAUUCUACCUCUCCGAUUCGACGGCUGAGGGGACCGCCAACAAGAUCUUUGAGGAGGAGAAUGAGCAGAAGAGCAAAAGCUGCGGCUAAGCCUGUGUGGGAUGAAGCUCAAUUUCAGAGGGCUAUUUCCAAACUCCUGCCCAGGUUCGUUCACUCCUGAGGAGCUCUGCAAUGUCAUUACUUUAGAGGAUGACCCUUUGGUAUGUCUUGAGUUGUUUAAUUGGGCCACUAAACAGCACCGGUUUAGGCACAAUGUUUCCUCCUUUCAUAUUACUAUAAAGAAGCUUGGUGCUGCAAAAAUGUAUGAAGAAAUGGAUAAUGUUGUUGAUCAAGUGCUUGCUAUUCGUUCCCUGGGCACUGAAGCUCUUUACAAUGCCAUGAUUUAUUAUUUUACAGAAGCUCGAAAAUUGACUAGGGCUGUGAAUAUAUAUAAGCACAUGAUGGGGAAAUUGGAUUGUAGGCCGUCUAUUACGACUUAUAAUAUCCUUUUUACGGCAUUGUUGAGUAGGGGAAAAGAAUUCGUACAUCAAUUACAUGGGUAUGUGUUAUUGUUGCAUGUCAACGACGCCCUUAGGUUAUUUCAUCAGCUGGGCGUUGUUUAUAGUUGCCUGCCUGAUUCAUUUUCGUAUAAUUACUUGAUCCAUGGGCUUUGUGCUCAAGGAAGAACCAAUAAUGCCAUGGAGCUAUGUGUGGAAAUGAAGGAGAAGGGAUUCAUUCCAAGUGUUAAAUCUUACAACUCCACGGUGAACUCUUUGGCUCUAGGUGGGGAGUUAGAUCAAGCCGUGAAUUACUUAUGGGAGAUGAUUGAAAACCAACGAUCAGUGGAUUUUAUAACCUACCGGACUCUGUUUGAUGAGAUAUGUCGCCAAAACAGGGGGGAAGAUGCCAAGGAUUUACUGGAGAAGUUGCAAGAGAAGCGCCUACUAGGUGAGGGUACUUAUAGGGACCUUCUGCACGGGAUUGAAGGAAAUUUUAGGAGCUCAUGGUUCGGAGCUCGAUUCAGGAUAUUCAAAUUCUGGUUAUUGAGAGAAAGGAGCAAAAUGGAGGAACAUACAGAUUCCAGUAGACCAAGGGCAGCAAAAGAAGCUGGAAUGCAGAAGCCAGUCGUCAAAAUAUGGCAAUGUUUACAGGAGUUGAGAGCGAGUUGCGCUUGUCCAAAAGAUCUCAUAUUUAAAGCCAUGAAACAAGUUGCUUUGCAUAAGAAUUUGUGA